This is a messenger RNA of Pseudogymnoascus verrucosus, 1293 nucleotides long. RefSeq lists its product as uncharacterized. The record is from RefSeq and is a predicted model, not a curated record. Lineage: Eukaryota; Fungi; Ascomycota; Leotiomycetes; Thelebolales; Thelebolaceae. Gene Ontology annotation, cellular component: methionine adenosyltransferase complex. Gene Ontology annotation, molecular function: methionine adenosyltransferase regulator activity. Bases 144 to 1040 code for a protein of 298 amino acids. The transcript has 2 exons. Gene Ontology annotation, biological process: S-adenosylmethionine biosynthetic process.
CCUCUCUCUCUCCUUCCUUCUUCGUAAACAACUCUUCCAUCUCCCACCUCCCAACAUUUACAUCAAAACCCUCAAAUCCCCAUCUCCCUCUUAUAUCAAAUCAAUAUACAAUUUACACUUUCAAAUCUUCAAAUAAAUUCAUAAUGGCCUCCACCACUGCCACCGAGAAGCCUUCCUACCUCAUCUGGGGUGGAGCAGGAUGGGUUGCCGGUCACCUCAAGACUCUCCUCGAGAGCCAAGGCAAGACCGUUACUACCACCACUGUCCGCAUGCAAAACCGUGAGGCUGUCAUCGCUGAGCUCCAGAGAGUCAAGCCAACUCACGUUCUCAACUGUGCUGGUUGCACUGGUCGCCCCAACGUUGAUUGGUGUGAGGACAACAAGGAGGAUACCAUCCGCAGCAAUGUCAUCGGCACCUUGAACUUGGCCGAUUGCUGUUUCCUCGAGAAGAUCCACUUGACUGUCUUCGCCACCGGAUGCAUCUACACAUACGAUGAGAAGCACCCCAUCGGCGGUCCAGGCUACCUCGAGACCGACAAGGCCAACUUCGAUGGCUCUUUCUACUCCGAGACCAAGGCCCACGUUGAGGAGGUCAUGAAAACCUACCCAAAUGUCCUCAUCCUGAGACUGAGAAUGCCCGUCAGCGACGACCUCCACAGCCGUAACUUCGUCACCAAGAUCUCCAAGUACGAGCGUGUCGUUGAUAUCCCCAACUCCAACACUCUCCUCCACGACCUGCUCCCUGCCUCCAUCCUCCUUGCCGAGCACCAGGAGACUGGCAUCUACAACUUCACCAACCCCGGCGCCAUCUCCCACAACGAGGUCCUUACCCUCUUCAAGCAAUACGUCCGCCCAGAUUUCACCUGGAAGAACUUCUCCCUGGAGGAGCAAGCAAAGGUCAUCAAGGCCGGCCGCAGCAACUGCAAGCUUGAUACCACCAAGCUGAUCACCAAGCUUAAGGAGUACAACUUCGAGGUCCCAGAGGUCCACGAGGCGUACGCACAGUGCUUCCAGCGCAUGGCCAAGGCUGGCGUGCAGUAGAGGGAGACAAAUGAACAGCUAGAAAAACUGACUUAAUUGGUUCCGCCUCGGAGUUUAUUGAUCAAAAGCUCUAUUGAUGUCUUCUACUUUUGUAGCUAGAAUAAUCUGACUUUACCAUCACAAACACACACGGGCUGAAUGGCACUUUGGACUAUCUCCCCCGACCAACACCUCUCCUGACUUAUGACCUGUUGUAUCUACUCAGUGACUAACUAAACCUGAUCUUGCCGACCUAUCCAGAGCAAUCUUUGCC